This is a messenger RNA of Macadamia integrifolia, 1853 nucleotides long. RefSeq names its product protein N-terminal asparagine amidohydrolase-like. Gene Ontology annotation, cellular component: nucleus. Bases 1173 to 1592 code for a protein of 139 amino acids. Lineage: Eukaryota; Viridiplantae; Streptophyta; Magnoliopsida; Proteales; Proteaceae. The transcript is spliced from 2 exons. Gene Ontology annotation, molecular function: protein-N-terminal asparagine amidohydrolase activity. Gene Ontology annotation, biological process: ubiquitin-dependent protein catabolic process. The record is from RefSeq and is a predicted model, not a curated record.
UAAAUAAGGGUGGACUCAUCAUUUUCUCUGGAUUCUGGGUGAUUCCAUGACUACUGUUUCUGUAUUUUUUGGGUUCUCACCCAAGCUACCAUGUGGAAUUGAUGUUACUAGUCCACCAACAUUUUAGGGAACUGUCUAUCCUACUAACCUAUGCUGUUAUGUACUUAUAUACUUGGUAAAUUUUGCCCCCCACUACCCCCCCGGCGAGAAAAGUAAUCCUGGCUCCACCCCUAUACAGGACUUUCUUUUGAUUAAGACAUACCAAAACCUUUGCACUUUUGUCCCAUCUUUGAAGACCCUUCCAAGAAUUAAAGGAUGGUACAACUUUCUGAAUAACCAUGAAUAAUUAAGAUAGUUUGUGGUGACUGUCCUUUUGUGCAAUGAAGCCUAAGACAAACCCAAUAAAGUAGGGUUUAAGAGCUGCCUCACCUUAGAGAUUUCACUCCUAGGGGCUUGCCUCACCACACCAUAUUGGAUCCCAACUGCAUUAGUGGAAUAGGCUGUGGAACUGGCUGCAAGCCCUAAACCUGUGGUUUGGCUCAUGUAUUGCCACAUCUUUAUGUCUGUACUUUAUGGUAUUACUUUAUGUACACUCGAAUGUGUAUUUCUGUCUUAACACUAUAAUAGUAAUAAUAGAGUGUGUGCAGAAAUUAUUAGUGGUGUUUCUGAUUUCUGACAAAGGUAUCUUAGCUCGGUGAAUAUCCACUUGAUAGUUGUUGUGUUUUCUGGGAGAAAGAAAAUUAUCCAAUUAAAACACCAUUACAUAGAAUCUAUCUGGUCAUAAUGGAGAAGUGUUCUUUGAUUCAGGUCUUUCAACCAUAAUGUUGUCAAUUAAUGCCUUCUAGUUCCUUGCUUGUUAUUGACUCACUUACUGGUUUCUGUUGUGACUUUUGAAAUAUGAAAAAGAACCUUUCUGCACUGAAAUUUAUAUCUUCUUCUUUAUUGAUUUAUCAUUUUUGAGUCUGCCCUCUUUUUUCCUUGUGCACAGAAAUUGUGCCUCGAAAAUGGCAUGUGAGCAGGAGAAAAAUCUUGAAUAUCCUCUUGUUUCCUCACAUGAAGUUUGUCCCAAGAAUUUCGGUUUGUUUUUUACUUCUUUGGGGAUUUAAUUGCCCUCUUAAGAGGCAGAACGCAUGAAAUAAAUUUAUUAACUUCGAGUGCAGCUUCAACAUGGAAUGGGUGAAUCAGAGUUCCAUACAGAAUCAGAUGGUUAUUCUUUUCCUUUGUGUCAAAAAAUAGCUGAAGCAUUGCAGCAAGCAAAGAAGAUUUUCAUAUUCAAACUGUCUGUUCUUAAGCAUAAUACUAGAAGAGAUUCUGAUGCAAAUGCAUACCCCAUUUUCACUGGGUUUGUGGUAGAGACAUUCACUGGAUUGGUCAGGCCAGCCAUCUUUGAUACAAGCUUAAGAUGUCCAGAUGAAAUGGUCAGGAGAAUCCGAGUGAUGGUAUUCUCAGAAGAACCCACUUGGAGUUGGAGUGGCAAGUUGCUUGAAACAUAUGAUACCCACAGUGAUCAAUUUCAAUUUGCACCAUGCUCUUGGUAUGGUAAUGUCCAAAUUUCUGGAUAUGCACAUUUCUCCAGAGAAACCUCUUUGUAGAUCCAUGAUAAUUAUGUGGUCUGGAAAUUUAAUUUAGUUUGUCAUAUGUUUCUUCUUGUUCUUCAUCUUUUAGAGGUUGAUGGAUUCCCUUGUUUUUACUGAAGUUUGGUGAUACGCUUUCUUAUUUCCUCAUAUAUAGGAUACCACAUUGGAAAUAUUUUGCCUUCUCACUGCAGCAACUUUCUGUUUCAGAAAUCCUCCUAGUAUGUUCAACUUCACCUUUUGCUGAAGGUCCAGAUUUUGUCGAUAGUGAAAGCAGGU